AUGGAGCGCCCCGUCCUCUUGGAGCCCCCCGACGGGGGCUGGGGCUGGCUGGUAGCCCUGGCAGUCUUCCUGGAGUCGGGGCUGAUUUUCGGGGUGAUCCGCUCCUUCGGGGUCUUCUUCGUGGAGUUUGUGGGGCACUUCGGGGAGCCGGCGGGGCGCGUGUCCUGGGUCACGUCCAUCACAAUAGCCAUCCUGCUGUUUGCUAGUCCGGUGGGCACGGCCCUCAGCACCCAGUAUGGCACGCGCCCCGUGGUGAUGGCCGGGGGCAUCCUCUUGGGGCUGGGCAUGUUCCUGGCGUCCUUCGCCACCAGCCUGACGCACCUGUACCUGAGCAUCGGGCUGCUCUCAGGCUUCGGUGGCGCGCUAGUCUUUGCCCCUUCAGUGGCCAUGCUUGCCCGUUACUUCAAACGACGCCGGGGGCUGGCCACCGCUGUGGCCUUCUCUGCACCUGGGUUGUCCUCGCUGGCCUUCUCCCCCCUCUUCCAGUUCCUGGUGGACUCCUAUGGCUGGCGUGGAGGGCUCAUGAUCGUGGCGGGCCUGACCUUCCACCUGGUGGCAUGUGGCACCCUCCUCCGCCCGCUGGCCCUGGCAGAGGACUUGGCUCUGGCACCAGCCCCACAGAGGUCGUGGCUGGCGAAGCUGUCCUCCCUGUUUGGCCUGGCUUUGCUCGCCAGUCGGCCUUUCCUGACCUUUGCUGUAGCUGGCCUGUUGAUGAAUUUGGGCUACCUUGUCCCCUUUGCCCACCUAGUGCCCCACGCCCGCGAGAUAGGCUUUGACGAAUACCAGGCUGCCUGCCUCGUGUCCGCGAUGGGUGCCACCGAUCUGUGUGGCCGCCUGGUGGCUGGCUGGCUGGAUGCCCGCAGGGCCUUCCGCCUCCUUCACAUCCUGACUCUCUGGAUCCUCCUGACGGGCGUCACGCUGCUCCUGGUUCCCUUUGGGCACACCUAUCCCAUCCUGAUGGGCAUUGACAUCUGCUAUGGGUUCUUAGCUGGUGCCGUUAUCCCACUGAAAUUCUCCAGCCUGGUGGAAAUCGUGGGGACUGGUCGGAUCUCAGAAGCUACUGGGCUCAUAAACCUACUGGAGAGUUUUGGGGCUCUGGCUGGCCCCCCGUUAUCUGGUUUCCUAAGGGAUGUGACUGGGAGCUACACAGUCUCUUUCAUAGCAUCUGGGACUUUCCUCAUGGCGGGGGGCCUGGUCCUCUUUACAGUGCCAAACUUUUGCUCCUGUUCCACUGCUUCUCCUCCCAAACAGUCAGGUGACCCAGAGGAUGCUGGGAAUUUAACCCACCAGAAUGGAGACCACCCCUGCACAAGGGAGCCCUGGGCGCUGAGCUCUGGGAACGGCCCAGGACAACGGUCCCCACUUAAAUCAGGACAACAACGUCCUAGAGAGGAGUGAGAUGAAGUGACAUUGGAAAUGGGGGAGGAGGGUAAUCAGAGCAGGCUAGAUUCUGAGCUUAGUUCCAGUGGUGUAAAUCCAGAGUAACUCCAGUUCAGUUAAUGGUGUAAAUCCAGAGUGGCUCCAGUUCGGACAAUGAUAUAAGGACCAGACUCUGAGCUCAGUGAUGCUAGUGUAAAUCCAGAGUUCAGUGUAACGGCCAGAUUCACAUCUCAGUUCCACUGGUGUAAAUCCAGUCAUUCCAGUUCAGUCAAUGGUGCAAAUUCAGAGUCACUCCCAAUCAAUAAAAGCCAUAAGGACCAGACUUUGAUCUCAAUUCCACCGGUGUAAAUCCAGAGUCGCUGCAAUGCAAAAAGGGCCAGAUAUUGAGCUCAGUACCACCAGUGUGAAUCCAGAGCCACUCCAAUUCACUCAAUGGUGUAAAUCCAGAGUCACUCCCAAUCAAUAAAAGCUAUAAGGACCAGACUUUGAUCUCAAUUCCACCGGUGUAAAUCCAGAGUCGCUGCAGUGCAAAAAGGGCCAGAUACUGAGCUCAAUACCACCUGUGUGAAU
Chelonia mydas (Green sea turtle) is the source of this 1950-nucleotide messenger RNA. Its product is annotated as monocarboxylate transporter 13. The record is from RefSeq and is a predicted model, not a curated record. Gene Ontology annotation, biological process: monocarboxylic acid transport; transmembrane transport. Gene Ontology annotation, molecular function: monocarboxylic acid transmembrane transporter activity. The transcript has 4 exons. NCBI's taxonomy places the organism in Eukaryota, Metazoa, Chordata, Testudines, Cheloniidae. The coding region runs from base 1 to 1398 and encodes 465 amino acids.